Molecule: messenger RNA, 1850 nt
Organism: Cyprinus carpio (common carp)
Lineage: Eukaryota; Metazoa; Chordata; Actinopteri; Cypriniformes; Cyprinidae
Biological process (GO): regulation of transcription by RNA polymerase II
Cellular component (GO): nucleus
Molecular function (GO): RNA polymerase II cis-regulatory region sequence-specific DNA binding; DNA-binding transcription activator activity, RNA polymerase II-specific
Source: RefSeq, a predicted model, not a curated record
ACUUUUAUUUUGGCGUGGCAGUAUGACGUCAUAAAGCUGCGCUGCACAAUUCUGUUGGGAAAAAAGGACAAAGUGUUCAAACAGACUGAAAAACUCCCAGUGAAGCAACACACUGUUAUAAAGAUGGUGUUUAUUAAAGAGGAGAGUGACUAUGCAAAGAUUGAAGAAGCAUUCAGAGUCAAACAUGAAGAUACUGAGGAACAACAGACAGAGAUGGCGUUUAUUAAAGAGGAGAGUGAAGACGUGAAGAUUGAAGUCAAACGUGAAGAUCCUGAGGAACAAACAGACCUGAUGGCACUGAAAGAGGAGAGUCAAGAGCUAAAUGAAAUGGAAGAGAAAAACUUCAUGACUGGUGAAGAAUCUUUUAGCUACUCGCAGACUGAUAAAACAGAAACUAGAAACCUUAAAGUCCAGAUGAGAAUUCAGGCUGGAGAGAAGCUUUACACCUGUGAACAAUGUGGAAAGAGUUUCAGUAUAAAAGACAGCUUUAGAGUCCACUUGAAAAUCCACACUGGAGUGAAGCCUUACUCCUGCAAACUGUGUGGAAAGAGUUUCUUACGAAAAGGAAAUCUUAAGACUCACAUGCGAGUUCACACUGGAGAGAAGCCAUUCAUCUGCUCUCAGUGUGACAAGAGUUUCAGACAGAAAAGAGAUCUUAAUGGCCACAUGGCAACUCACACUGGAGAAAAGCUUUACUCCUGCAAACUGUGUGGGAAGAGCUUCAGACGAAAAGAAAAUCUAAAGAAUCACACAAGAGUUCACACUGGAGAGAAGCCGUUUAUCUGCUCUCAGUGUGGAAAGAGUUUUAGUCAGAAAAGAGAUCUUAAUACCCACAUGACAAAUCACACUGGAGAAAAGCCUUACUCCUGCAAACUGUGUGGUAAGAGCUUCAGACGAAAAGAAAAUCUUAAAACUCACAUGAGAAUUCACACUGAAGAGAAGCCGUUCAUCUGCUCUCAUUGUGGCAAGAGUUAUAAAUGGAAAAGAAAUCUUAAUACCCACAUGAAAAAUCACACUGGAGAAAAGCCUUACUCUUGCAAACUAAGUGGGAAGAGCUUCGUACAAAAAGAACAUUUUAAGACACACUCAACUGGAGAGGAUCCGUUUGUUUGUGAUCAGUGUGGAGGGUGUUUCAAAUAUAAAGCACACUUUAAUCAUCACAUGAGGAUUCACUCACAAGAGGACUGUUUUGUAGGUCAUCAGUGUGAAAGGAGUUUCACAGACAGGAGUCACCUUGAGAAUCAUGUAAAAAUUCACAUCGGGGAGAAGCCUUACAUGUGCCAUCAAUGUGGAAUGAAUUAAACAAACAAAGCAAACCUGGAGGAUCACAUGAGAGUUCACACUGAAGAGAAGCCUUAAGUGUCUUCAGUGUGAAAAGAGUUUCCCAUAUCACAUAAGCCUGAAACAUCAUGUGCAAACUCAUUCUGGAAAGAGUUCAUUGUUUUCCUCAGUGUGACGAGGUUUAGAAAAAGGAGAAAUUUCAGCAAUUAUCUGCACAUUCACUCUGGAGAUAGUUUAAUUGGGAUCAAAGCAAUAAAAUCAUCACACUUAAACAUGCAUAUGCAAAGUCAUCUAAAUGUGAAAGCGUGUUUUUUUCUUUGUUAAAGAGUAUGACAAAAGAAUGUGAGCUAUAUCUGAUUUCCACCUCAUGACCACUUCUUUUAUUUAUAUUAUUUUAGUCAUGUCCUACAUCUCUUUAUACUUUACCUUUUUGUUUCCUUUUGACCAUGUUUACUGCAGUGAGAACUAGGGCUGGGAAAAUAAUUCAAUGCAUCGCGAAUUGAGAAAUGAUUCAGCAUUGAUUCUGAGAUUUUCAGAAUGCAUCACGAUUAGUGAUGAAAGUUAUGAUU